AUGCCGCUCCCACUCCCGACGUCCGCUCUAGACCGCCUUGACGCGCUCGCUGAAAAGUAUGACACACCAUUGCAGCUUUACGACGAGCAGAUGAUUCGCUUGAAUGCGCGGCGCUUGUUGUCCGCCUUUCGCGCACACUUUCCAGAUUUCCAGCAGUACUACGCUGUUAAGGCACUACCCAACCCAGCUAUCCUUAAAAUUCUGUACCAAGAGGGAUGUGGUAUGGAUUGUAGCUCUUCGGCAGAACUGCAUAUUGUUAAAAAAAUUGGCGUUCCAAGCGAGCAGGUCAUCUUCACCUCUAAUUUCACCGCGCAGAAGGACCUUGCGAUAGCUUUUGACCAGGGCGUUAUUAUAAACUUAGACGACCUAUCACUUGUGGAUAGUCUUGUCGAUGUCCGCAACAAGUGCCCCGAUCUUAUCAGUUUUCGGCUUAAUCCAGGCCUUGGUCGUACCGACUCGGAGACAAAAUCGAAUGUACUGGGCGGCCCCGAUGCCAAGUUUGGCGUUCCUCCUUUCCAGAUUAUUGAGGCCUACCGUAAGGCACAGCAGGCUGGAGCUAAGCGCUUCGGUAUACAUAUGAUGACUGGAUCGUGCGUUAUGAAUCAAGAGUACUGGCGUGAGACGGUUACAGUGCUUUUUAACACCAUUGUGCAGCUAAAGAAGGAGCUUAACAUCGAAUUUGAGUUUAUGAACAUUGGCGGCGGUCUUGGGAUUCCUUACCGCGAGAGUGAGGAACCUGCGAAUGUCGAGGCGAUUGCCAAGAUGUUGCGCGAUGUGUUUGAUGAGGCGAUGAAAGAGCAUGGGCUCAAGAUAUUACCGCGCCUUUGCAUGGAAAAUGGACGCUUUAUGACUGGACCAUUUGGCUGGCUGAUUACGCGAUGUGAAGCCAUUAAGGAAACGUAUGGAUGCUACUACGGUGUUGACGCCUGCAUGGCGCAUUUGAUGAGACCCGGCAUGUACGGUGCCUAUCAUCACAUUUCUAUUCCGGCGCGAAAAAAUGAUGAUCUAUAUCCGUCAAAUGUAGUUGGCACACUGUGCGAGAAUAACGACUGGUUUGCGAAAGAUCGCCCCUUGCCCAAAGCGCACGUUGGCGAUUUGUUUGUCAUUCACGAUACCGGUGCUCACUCACACUCGAUGGGUUUUCAGUACAAUGGGAAACUACGCGCUCCAGAGGUUCUUCUGCGAGUGGAUGGUCGUGAGUCACUCAUUCGCGAGCGAGAGACAUAUGAAUCCCUAUUUGGCAACUGUGUGAUGCCUUCGGAUUUGUGA
Plasmopara halstedii is the source of this 1269-nucleotide messenger RNA. RefSeq names its product diaminopimelate decarboxylase. The transcript is spliced from 2 exons. NCBI's taxonomy places the organism in Eukaryota, Oomycota, Peronosporomycetes, Peronosporales, Peronosporaceae. Bases 1 to 1269 code for a protein of 422 amino acids. The record is from RefSeq and is a predicted model, not a curated record. Gene Ontology annotation, molecular function: diaminopimelate decarboxylase activity.